Rotaria sp. Silwood1 is the source of this 393-nucleotide messenger RNA. The record is from the annotation of a GenBank genome assembly. NCBI's taxonomy places the organism in Eukaryota, Metazoa, Rotifera, Eurotatoria, Philodinida, Philodinidae.
AUGGAGACAAUCAAUUAUUAUCCAUCCGAUACCACAAUUGGUAGUCUUCUAUUUAGUAAUUAUAUAUCUGAAGAAAUUCGUUGUUUAAGGGUAAAAGAAUUAACAUCAUCACAUGCAAUUGAUCGUCUUGGUGUACUAAUAUCUGAUAGUCCAUAUGAUUUAGCAUUAGGACCCUUUGAUAAAAAAAAUGAUCGUUGUUUUACUUCUAUUCGACAACAGUUUAUUAAAGAUUUUGAAGCACGAGCAUUUAAAACAAAAAAAAAAUUUUGUCCGAAUUGUAAUACACCUGUACGUGCACUUCGUGCAGAUUCACAUACAAAACCUUUUUAUUCUCAAGGAGUUUCAAAUAAACACAUAAAAGUCUAUCAAGAACGCAUGUCUAAUGUUCGGUAA